UAUUUUUUUAGAGGUUUAUGAAAAUUCUUUAAUAUAAAAAAAAAAGAAGGUAUUUCGCUUUCUGCGGAAAAUGUCAUCGGAUUCCUCAACUAGUGGUGGCGAUCCCUCUUCCAACACCACAACUACCAUCACCUCCGUCUCGCCCGAAAAGUCAUCGCCGUCUCCCUUGUCACCACCAGUUCAAAUCCCUAUUUCGUGGCCUCCCAAUGCUAGCCUGAGCUUAAAUUGGAUCCAAGAUCUCAUAUCCGCCUUCGACUGGUCGUCUAGGAAUCUAUCACCCUUUGAUUUCCAUUCUGUCUUGCCCGUUCAAGUUUUUGAUGCUCUCAUUCUCACUGCCUCCAAGCUUCUUCACAAGGAGCCCAAUUGUGUUACGCUUGAGGAUUUUUCUCCCGAUUCCAGCGUUGUCGUCGUAGGAGACGUUCACGGUCAACUUCAUGACUUGAUCUUUCUUUUCAAAAAUGCUGGCUUUCCUGAUGAUAAUCGAUUCUUUGUUUUCAACGGGGACUAUGUAGACAGGGGAGCUUGGGGACUUGAGACGUUUCUGCUUUUGUUAGCUUGGAAGGUUUUCUUGCCGCAUAGAGUAUAUCUCCUUCGUGGUAAUCAUGAGUCCAAAUACUGCACAUCUGUUUAUGGCUUUGAGAAGGAAGUUUUAGCAAAGUACGGUGACAUGGGUAAGCAUGUAUAUCAUAAGUGCUUGGGAUGCUUUGAAGGACUUCCUCUGACCUCUAUCAUAGCUCAACGUGUUUAUACUGCACAUGGAGGUCUCUUCCGCAGCAUUCCUGUCACCCCAUUGAAAAGAGCUAAGGGAAAAAAGAACCGUAGAAUAAGUUUGAACUCGGAUACCAACUCCUUCUCUCUUGGUUCUUUGGAGGAAUUAUCCAAAGCUCGAAGAACAGUUCUUGAUCCUCCAUGGGAAGGGUCGAACUUGAUUCCAGGUGACGUUCUUUGGUCGGACCCAUCGAUGAAACCUGGUCUUUCUCCAAAUAAAGAGAGAGGCAUUGGCCUAUUAUGGGGACCUGAUUGCACAGAGGAAUUCUUGAAGAAGUUCCAAUUGAAGCUAAUCAUUAGAUCACAUGAAGGCCCAGAUGCUAGAGAAAAGAGGCCUGGUCUUGCAGGAAUGGAUGAAGGGUACACCAUAGAUCAUGUUGUAGAUUCAGGAAAACUGAUUACCUUGUUUAGUGCCCCAGACUAUCCACAAUUUCAGGCAGGGAAGGAAAGGUACAGGAACAAAGGUGCAUAUAUAGUUCUAAGAUCGCCUAAUUUUGAUGAACCAGAGUUCCAUGGGUUUGAGGCUGUUGCACCAAGGCCACAGGUGAAUCCAUAUUACGACUUUGAAGAUGUCAUUGACUCUGAUGAAGAGCUGGACUUGGCAUCAAUGGCGACUGCGGAAUGAAGGUCAUGAUUUGUUUUGACGUAUAAUUUGUCACUUUUUUAGAUGCACAUUUAUUCUCCAUGGAACUUACAAUAAGAGGGUAAUUAUUUUCUUGCA
This is a messenger RNA of Tripterygium wilfordii, 1489 nucleotides long. RefSeq names its product serine/threonine-protein phosphatase 7. The record is from RefSeq and is a predicted model, not a curated record. Gene Ontology annotation, cellular component: nucleus; cytosol. Gene Ontology annotation, molecular function: protein serine/threonine phosphatase activity. The transcript has 5 exons. Lineage: Eukaryota; Viridiplantae; Streptophyta; Magnoliopsida; Celastrales; Celastraceae. The coding region runs from base 71 to 1393 and encodes 440 amino acids.